Molecule: messenger RNA, 456 nt
Organism: Nannochloropsis gaditana CCMP526
Product: p-type h+-atpase
Exons: 1
Coding region: 1-456 (151 amino acids)
Source: RefSeq, a predicted model, not a curated record
AUGCUGUGGGUGGCGCUCAACUCGCACAACCCGGAAGGAGUCUGGGCGAAGGCGGGUCUGGCGGGGCUUACCUACGGACAGAUCACGUCGAUGGUGUACUUGAAGGUAUCGAUCUCUGAUUUCUUGACGCUCUUCUCUUCUCGCUCUGGGGGUGGUUUCUUCUGGACAAAUAAGCCGUCUGGAAUCUUGCUGGUGGCUGCGGGUAUUGCCUGCUCGCUGUCGACGAUCAUGGCGAACGCGUGGCCGGAGUCCAGGCCUGAUGGCGUGCCUACGAUUGGCCUGGCUCGCGUGGCCCCCAAGGAACUGUCUCUGUACGUCUGGAUCUACUGCUUGCUGUGCUGGUUCAUCCAGGACGCCGCCAAGGUGGGCGCUUACGCCCUUCUGAAGAGGAACAAUAUCUUCGGGAUCAACGAUGUCGUUGCGAUGAAGAAGGCUGACCCCUCCACGGCAGUUUAA